This is a messenger RNA of Dermatophagoides pteronyssinus (European house dust mite), 4780 nucleotides long. RefSeq lists its product as uncharacterized. Lineage: Eukaryota; Metazoa; Arthropoda; Arachnida; Sarcoptiformes; Pyroglyphidae. Gene Ontology annotation, biological process: protein phosphorylation. Gene Ontology annotation, molecular function: protein serine/threonine kinase activity; ATP binding. The record is from RefSeq and is a predicted model, not a curated record.
UCAAUGAAGAAUCGAAUGAUAAUAAUGUACGAAUAAUAAAAUCAAAACAACGAUAUCGAUGGCAACAAAAUUCAAGUGGUGUUUGUAAUAAUAAUAGUCGUAGUAGUUGUAGUAUGAUGACAAAACAUGAUAAUAAUACAGUGAAUCAACGAGAAAAGACAAAUCUUUCAUUUCGUUUCAAAAUAUUGAACAUUCAUGAUAAUGUUAUGGAUGAUGAUAAUGAUGAACAACAACAGCAACAAUCAAAACGACAACAAAAUCUUAAACUUUGUUUAAAUCGUUCAAUAUUGAAAGUUAUUCCAAAAACAACAACAGAAUCAUCAUUGAACAAUAACAAAAUGAUGGAUAUGUUCAACGAUAAUAAUGUGAAUGAUUCUAUAUUGAAUCAGAAUCAACAACAAUCAUCAACAUCAUGUUUUUCAAAAAUUUGUUGCCAAAAUCAUCAUCGAGAACAACAAAUCAUACAAAAUUGUUGUGUUUGUUGUUGUCAAAAUAUAAAACUAACAACAUCUCACAAUCAUCAUAGUUGUUGUUGUCGGUCAUUGAUUUCGGAUGUUGAUGUUAAUGGACAACCACAGCAAACAUUAAUGACGACGACAACAGAUUCAAAGAUCAAUGCCACAGUGUUCAAAUGUAAUAAUAUCGAUGUUGAUGAUGAUGGUGACAUCGUUGCAAACAACAUUAUUCCAAUAUUGAAAACUUCAUUAAUUAAUGAAAAACAAUUAUCAACAACAACAACAACAAAUAUUGAUCAACAUCGGUCAAUGUCAUCAUCAUCAUCACCAUUGUUUUUGAAUGAUGAAAUUCUUGAUUUAAAACAUUUAUCAACAACAACAAUAUUGAAUAAUGAUGUAAUGACUGAAUUGGAUAAUUGUCAACAACCGCAAUCAAUGAAUGUCAUUAACCCAUCAAACACUAUUACUACUACUGCUACUAAUACGAUAGCAAUAAAUAAUGAACAAAAUGCAAAUGAUCUGAAUUUGUCCAAAAAUUUUACAACAAAAAUUAAUAAUGAAAAUUUUAAAACAAUUAAAUUAGCAAUAAGACGACGACGAUCUCAACAAAUGAAAUUGCCAUCCGUAACAGCAACAACCACUCCAACAACGACAACAACCAUUGAAAGAAAACAAAAUAAUUUGUCGAAUUUUUUACAAAAUAAACAAUCAUUAAUCAAAGAAAAUGGAAAUUCUUUGAUUAUUGAUGGUAAUAGCCAUCAACGUCCACAACAUUAUCAUCAACAACAUCGAUAUCGACGACAGCGACAUAAAACUCGUGGAAAAAAUAUUGAAUUGAUGAUGAUGAAGACGGAUAAUGAAAAAACAUCAUCAACAUCGACAACAACAACAAUAACAACUGUUGAUAUGAAUGAUUUUGAUAUACUCAAAGUUCUUGGAACUGGUGCUUAUGGAAAGGUAUUUUUAGUAAGAAAAAUUAGCGGUCCAGAUAAUGGAAAAUUAUAUGCAAUGAAAGUAUUGAAAAAAUCAUCUGUAAUGCAAAAACAGAAAACAUUGGAACAUACACGUACUGAACGUUUAGUGUUGGAAGUAGUACGAAAUCGACCAUUUUUUGUAUCAUUACAUUAUGCAUUUCAAACGGCCACUAAAUUACAUCUUAUUCUUGAUUAUGUUAAUGGUGGUGAAUUAUUUACACAUUUAUAUCAACGUGAUUAUUUUACCGAAGAUGCUGUACGUAUUUAUGCAGCCGAAUUAGUAUUAGCAUUGGAAAAUUUACAUAAGCUUGGCAUUAUUUAUCGUGAUAUAAAAUUAGAAAACAUUCUAUUAGAUCAUGAUGGACAUAUCGUAUUGGCCGAUUUUGGUCUUUGUAAACAAUUUCUACCUCAUGAAACUGAAAAACGUACACAUUCAUUUUGUGGAACAAUUGAAUAUAUGGCACCGGAAAUUGUUGGUGGUAAUGGACAUGAUUUUAGUGUUGAUUGGUGGUCAUUUGGUGUUUUAAUCUAUGAACUACUUACUGGUGCUUCACCAUUCACUGUCGAUGGUGAACGUAAUACACAACAAGAGAUCUCGAAAAGAAUUCUACGUUCACAACCACCGAUACCAGGCCAUUUAUCCGCUGAAGUUCGUGAUCUAUUACAAGUGAUUCUAGUUAAAGAUCCGGAUAGAAGAUUAGGUGGUGGAUGUCGUGAUGCCGAUGAAAUUAAACGGCAUCCAUUUUUUCUAUCAAUCGAUUGGAAAGCAUUAGCCGAGCGACGUUUACCCGCGCCAUUUCGUCCAAAUAUUCGUGAUGAAUUAGAUACAAGUAAUUUUGCCGAAGAAUUCACACGUCUUGUACCAAAUGUAUCAUUAUUGAUGGGUAAUGAUCCACCAUCUUCAACAGGACAGAAUAAACACCAACAACCUGUUGCCGAUUCGAAUAAUAAUUGUGAUCCUAAUAGCGAUGAUGAAGAUGAUCCAUUUGAUGAUUAUUCUUAUGUAGCACCAUCAUUAGUCAUUGAUCAAUCACCAACGUCAUCAUUAUCAUCGACUCGUCCACCGAUCCAUCGAUCAUCUCGAUCAUAUCACCAACCAAAACAACAAAUACAAACACAUCGUGUUCAUAGGCCCGAUAUUUGGAAACUAGUCAAUGAAUGUUCCGACAAUCAAAAUGUAUCGAAAACAAUAAAUCAUCAAUUCUUUGAUCAUUAUGAAUUGGUUGGGCCAGGACGACGUAAACAACCAUCAACAUCGAUGAAUGAACAAUAUCCGGAUUUAGGAUGGCUUGGUGAUGGUAGCUAUUCAAUAUGUCAUCGUUGUCGUCACCGUAAAACUGGUGAACAUUUUGCUGUAAAAAUUGUAUCUCGUCAUUGGCGUCGUGAUUCAGAAACUGGAUUAUCAUAUGAUGCUGCAUUAAAUGAACGAUCAUUAUUAAAUGCUUGUCAGGGACAUCGAAAUAUUGUACAAUUGAAUGAAGUAUUUCAAGAUGACAAAUAUAUGUUUAUUGUUUUAGAAUUAUUACCGGGUGGUGAACUAUUAUCACGUAUUCGUCAAUCAACAAAUCGUCGUUUUAGUGAACGUCAAGCAUGGCUAGUAUUUCGUCAACUUGUUUCAGCUGUACAAUAUCUACAUUCCCUUGGCAUUGUUCAUCGUGAUCUAAAACCAGAGAAUGUCCUUUUCAAAGAUACAACCACCGAAGAUUUUAAUGAUGAUGAUCAAGCUGAAAUUAAAUUGGUUGAUUUUGGUUUUGCUCGUUUUAUGCCAUCAUCUGGUUAUCGAAUGACAACACCGUGUUGUACAUUAAAUUAUGCUGCACCAGAGGUUCUUUUUCAGGCUGUGAUACAAUCUCAAUCAAGUUCAAUAAUUACAUCGAAUCGAUCAGCUAUCGAUUCAUGGACAACUACUCGCGGAUCGUUUGCUAAUCAUUUAUUUCGUGAUGGAUAUGAUAAUAGCUGUGAUCUUUGGAGUCUUGGUGCUGUUCUUUACACAAUGCUCACUGGUCGUGUACCAUUUCAACAAUCAUAUUAUCAUUAUCAACAGCAACGAGAAUCUUCAUGUCCGACGAAUUCAAAAAAAUCUAUUGCUGUCAAUAAUUAUGCUUCAUAUAUUCUGGAACGAAUACUUUCUGGACAAGAAUUGAAUCAUGAUACAAUGUGGAUUAAUAGUCAGGUAAAAAUAUCUGCUCAAUGUAAAUCUGUGAUCAAUGGUCUAUUGACAAUCAAUCCAAAACAACGUUUGACUAUGCAACAAUUAUUGAAGCAUCCAUGGAUUAAUGAAAUGAUUAUAAUGGAUCCAGAUUUAACAUGUAAAUUCCCGAUAAAUGAUGAAGAAACUUUGCAAUCAUCACGUACAAUGACCAAACAAUCAUCAAUUUCUCAUCAAUCAAGUUUUUCAUCAUCAUCAUCAAAACAUGUCAGUAGUGAAUCAAUGGAAACAUCAACUAUGCCAUCGUUACAACAACAAUUGAUUAAUCACACAAAUCUUAUUGAACAAAGAUCACAAGGAUUAAAAAUGAAAUUCAAAAAGAAAAAAACGACAACAACAACUAUUUCAAGUUCAUCAGGCUCAAUAAACACAAACGAAUCGAAUAGUAUUAUUUCUACGCAAAAAACUAAUGAUAAUGAUGAUGAUGGCAAUGAAUCGGUUGAAUUUGAAGUAAUUGAUUUUAGUAUCACAUCUGGAUCAUCAUCAACCCUGUCAUCAUCAUCAAGUCGCCGUUAUGAUUCUGGUAUACAUUCAUUAUCAUCUUCAUCGACUGGAAAUGGUUUGAACAUAGUCGGUGUUGGUCAAGCAUCAUCAUCAUCCUCUUCCUCAUCAUCAUCGUCAUCAUCAUAUUUAUCAUCCUUAACAUCCGUUUCAUCUGCAAUGAUUGCUGCUUCUUCCAAUAUGAUGCCGAAUAAUAACACUGUUAUUACUGAUAAUAAGGUUGAAGCAUUUUUAGCUACAUUAUCAAAAUCAUCAUCCAUAUCAAAAACAAACGCAAAUACAAUGAUGAUACGUUCAAAACGUCCACGAAAUAAUUGUAAUGAUGAUAACGAUGAUAAUCAUUCAUUUGGAUUAAUGGAUCGUAAUAAUAAUAAUGUUGAAUCCGAUGAUGAAGAAUCAGAUGAGGAUGAUACAGAUAAUUUUGUUAAUGAACAGCCGAUACGUCAAAGAAUUUUAAUGAAAAUGUCGACAACAGCAACAGAUGUAUCGAAAAUUGUAUCAAUAAAAAAACCAAGAAAACGUCGUCGAAUAUCAACAAUUGUUAUCGAUGACUGAUUGAUAAUUUUGGUUUUUCAGUGCAAUAUAUUUUACAUAAUGCUUUCACAAUUUUCUCUUUCUCUUUUGAAUCGCCUAAAUAAUCU